AUGCCACGCAUUCUCGCAGAUGAAUCGCAAGGAUUUCUUACUCAACGGAUGUAUUCGAAUGAGAGUCGCGGUGACACAACGGUGCCUACGAGUUUGGAUGCACAACUUCGUGAAUGGCAAAUUGCCAAGCCACUGCGGAGUGCGUUGCAGGGAACACCAUUUCAUUUCUCGCAACUCACAGAUGUACAGAAUCGAGUGCUGUCUUUACUACCAGCUAUAGCUGAAGGGGCAAAUGUGUUGCCAGAUGGCAAAAGCCGUGACGUUCUUUGCAAAGCGCGCACCGGCACAGGAAAGACGGUGGCGUUUCUCGUGCCGGCAAUCCAGGCACGCAUCCAUGCUGUGCAGCAGCUGGAGCAAGGACACGCGUCGCCUUCAUUUCGUGCGUUCUUAGAACAGAAUGGCCUGCUUUCGCUACUAGAAAAGCGUGAUCGAGCGUCUGUGCACGAACUGAAGCGUUUGUUUCGACGACGCUCGGCUGGGGUCUUGGUUGUGUCGCCCACGCGGGAACUAGCCAUGCAAAUUGCGAAUGAAGCAAAAAAACUCGUAAGCCAAGCCAAGCAUUUGUAUGUACACACACUCGUUGGCGGUGUGAGUGUGAUUCCCCAGCGCAAGCAGUGGGAACGCUACGAGCCAGACAUUGUUGUGGGGACACCAGGGCGUCUCUUGGACCUGAUGAACAACCGCAGUGUGCGGGAUGCUUUUUCUCGGACGCAGACACUUGUUCUCGAUGAAGCAGACAUGCUGCUUGAGCUCGGCUUCCGCGAAGACAUUCAGACGAUCAUCUCCGGCUUGCCACCCGUGGAAGAGCGCACUACUUUCCUCUUCAGUGCAACAAUGGACCGCAGCAUUAUGGGCAUCGCUGAAGCAUCGCUCCAUGAGCAAUACCGACUCAUUGACUGCAUUCCUCCCGGAGAAGACCAAGUGCACAAGCGCAUCCCUCAAUAUGUGACGACGAUCCAAGAUCCAUCGGAGCUUGUCCCGUAUGUCAUGCAGCUCCUUGCACAAGACCAGCGAAUCCAUGGAAACCGGUCGAAGGUUAUGAUCUUCACGUCGACCACGAAGCUCACUGACAUGAUGUACCACAUGAUCCAUAUGCUAGCGCCCACGCUGCCGGGCUCGUCCGACACGCGUGUGUUCCGGCUGCACAGCCUGCUAUCACAAGCGCGACGGUCCAAAAUCAGCCAGGAGUUCCGGCACUCCGAUGCGAAGCCGAGUGUUCUGCUGACGAGUGACGUCAGUGCGCGUGGCGUCGACUAUCCAUCCGUGACGCGUGUCAUCCAGCUAGGCGUGCCUCCCUCGAAGGAAAUGUAUGUGCACCGCGUAGGGCGGACGGGGCGCCGUGGACGUGAUGGACGUGCCGACUUGGUCGUGACAGACUUUGAGUCCGCCUUUGUCGCCUUCCAGCUGAAUGAGAUGCCCCUCCAACCACUUGCGCUGACUGACGAACCCGAGCCGGAGUUGGAUCAAGAUGCUUUGCGCACGUCUAUAGCGCAUGCUCAGGAGCGCCUGCGUCAGAACAAGGAGGGCGUACGUGACGUGUUUUCUGGCUUAUUUGGCUACUACAUAUCGAAUCAACAAGCGCUGCGCGUGCCGCCAGCUCACAUUUUGCACUCCGUGCAGCGGUGGAUCCAAGGCGUCCUGGCGCUGCCGACAGCGCCCGAGCCUAAUCGAUCGAUUAUGCACAUGGUUCAUGCCUCGUCGACGAAGUUUGGCAGUGGGCCUCGGCCAGCGGAGCGGCCAGCCGGUCGGUCGCUCUGGCGGUCCAAGUCGGCCUACUCGCGCCCACCCAAACAUAUCCGGCAGCAAUACGCACGUGACUAA
Molecule: messenger RNA, 1821 nt
Organism: Malassezia globosa CBS 7966
Lineage: Eukaryota; Fungi; Basidiomycota; Malasseziomycetes; Malasseziales; Malasseziaceae
Exons: 1
Coding region: 1-1821 (606 amino acids)
Cellular component (GO): mitochondrion
Molecular function (GO): nucleic acid binding; ATP binding
Source: RefSeq, a predicted model, not a curated record